Messenger RNA from Capsicum annuum, 2161 nucleotides. RefSeq names its product homeobox-leucine zipper protein ATHB-15. The record is from RefSeq and is a predicted model, not a curated record. The transcript has 7 exons. Bases 1144 to 1638 code for a protein of 164 amino acids. NCBI's taxonomy places the organism in Eukaryota, Viridiplantae, Streptophyta, Magnoliopsida, Solanales, Solanaceae. Gene Ontology annotation, molecular function: DNA-binding transcription factor activity.
GUUGCCAUAAAGUAAGAUUAUGACAACACUUAAUCAGGGAAAAUUUUUUAUUGUGUCGUUUUUUUUUUGUUCCCUCCAAACUAUUUGACAAGGCCGCGUAAAAAUUAAGAAACCAUAUUUCAGCUCUCAAUGAUUUGCUCCAAAAACCUUUCUGUACUGCUCUCAAUCGAUUCACUUUCUAUCCCAAAUCCUUUCAUCGAUACCCUCUGACCACCACUACUCCUAUAGGUGCUGCUCUGUCAACCACAGCAGAAAACUAUUUUGAAGAUGCUCUAACCACUACUGCUUCCGUGGUGCUCUAGCCACCAUUUUGGAGCUAUUGUCAAAAAGUUAGACCGAACGCCACCGCUGCUCCGACUUCAAUUUCAGCUCUCAAAUUUGCACUUUAAUUUUUGAGCAAUUUUAGGAUUUUCUUCUUCAAUUUGGUGAUUUUAAGGUUAGGAUUUUAAGCUUUCAAAUCCAACCAACACAUGGUUAUCAAAACUCCUGGCAAUUUUCUCUAUUAUAACCUAUUUUGUCUCUCUUUUAAUUCAUUUGGAUUUGCUUCAAGAUUGUUGUUAUUUUUGUCUGAACCAAGGCAGGUUCUAAAUUUAAAUUAAUGUGCAUACUUAUUAUAAUCAUAUAUGAGUAUGCUCACCUUGUAAAUGUUUUAGACUAUGUAUAUAGUUCGAGGUGGAGUUACUUUUGUUUAGUAGUGUAUAAGUACAUCCGACACGGACUUGUUUGUUAUACAGUGUAUUGAUGUACUCUGUUAUGUGAUCACUGAUGUACUGUUGUUAGGUUAUAUUUUUUGAUAAUUAGGUGGAAAGUUAAUUUGCCAAACCACCAUGAAGAUAGCCAGUGACCCUAAAUGUCCCGUUACUGGCAAGAGAAUCCAAGGGUAGGGGUUAUGUACACAAUUUGAAGCCUUGGGGAAUUUUUUGGUGGAAGUUGAGGUUUCUAUGGGAACAUCGAUCUGAAUGAGUGCACAACAAUAUAGAUGCUUAUGCUGCUACAACCAUUAAUGUUGGUACCUGCAGCCUACCUGGGGCUCAAGUUGGUUACUUCAGGGGUCAAGUGAUACUUCCACUUAUAUACACUGUUGAGCAUGAAGAGUUGUUGGAGGUCAUUAAGUUGGAAGGCCAUUCUCCUGAGGAUGAUAUAAUGCCAAGAGAUAUGUUUCUAUUGCAAGAAGUGUUCAGUCCAAACCGCACCUUUGAUCUUACUUCUGCUUUUGAAACUGGUUCGACGAAAAACAAAGUGGCCAAUGACCUUCACACUGUUUGUGGCACAUCAAUAUUUGUCAUGACAAUUUCUUUUCAAUUUGCUUUUGAAAGCCACAUGCAAGGGAGUGUUGCUUCAAUGGCUCGACAGUAUGUCCGAAGCAUUAUUUCAUCUAUCCAGAGAGUUGCAUUAGCACUUUUAUUCUAUCACUUGGGUUCUCAUGGAGGUCUUCGUUCACCAUUUGGGACUCCUGAAGCACAUACAUUAGCUCGCUGGAUCUGCCAAAGUUACAGGUGCUUUUUGGGCGUGGAGCUUCUGAAAUCAAAUACUGAUCAAGGAAGUGAAUCAAUUCUCAAAGGCCUAUGGCAUCACUCAGAUGCUAUUAUUUGCUGCUCUGCUAAGGUUGCUGAGCUCACCAACAUGUCCAGUACUUGAAGUUUUUACAUUUGCAAAUCAGGCUGGUCUUUACAUGCUUGUGACAACCUUGGUUGCACUUCAAGAUAUUACGUUGGAUAAAAUGUUUGAUGAUCAUGGAAAGAAAAACCUCUGCAUCGAGUUCCCACAGACAAUGCAACAGGUCGGCACUCCUUUUAUGUGGAAAAAAUUUAAUAUAGAGAUGUUAUUACAAUGAGCUAAUUUGAACCAUGGCAAAUUGAUGAAGAAGCAAUUGAAAUAUAAACAAGUCUUGAAACGUCGCCAAACACUAACUAGAUAAAAUAUUCUUAAUUACCCUUGUGAAUUGAUUAGCAAAAGAAGCUUCAGUGCUAUGGUAGGUGUUGCUUUGUUUUGACUAGGAGUUCAUUGGUUCAAAAUAAAGAAACAUCAUCAUGCAUAAAUGCAAAAAAACACAUACAAAUGACCAAUUUUCUUCUACUUUCCCUGAUCCCGGAUAUACCACAAUCUUAUGUACUGAUUUGUAUGCCAGUUUAAUCUGACCGUUGCAGUUCCUAAUUGUUGU